Carcharodon carcharias (great white shark) is the source of this 1599-nucleotide messenger RNA. RefSeq lists its product as uncharacterized. The transcript has 12 exons. NCBI's taxonomy places the organism in Eukaryota, Metazoa, Chordata, Chondrichthyes, Lamniformes, Lamnidae. The record is from RefSeq and is a predicted model, not a curated record. Gene Ontology annotation, molecular function: zinc ion binding. The coding region runs from base 1 to 1599 and encodes 532 amino acids.
AUGGGCGGCAGCUGGCUCCAUGACCAUCACUGCCAGCUCCCGCCAAGCCCACCUGACGAAUGGAAAAUCCUGGCCCAUGUCACAGAUAGAAAUAAAUAUGUGGGCCGACUGAGCUCUUCGGUAUUCAAGGAAAGGGCUUUGUACUGCCUGGUGCUUCUAGUGUUCCAGGUGGAAUCUGCAGACUCUCUUAAUGACUGGCAUAUGUACUAUACGAUUGUUGUAUGGAGAUUGUACUUGCUGCAGGAAAUACAUCACCUGCAGUUCAAGGCAAAGUACAUGUUACCAGGAGGGCUUGUUCUCUGUUGCAUUGAAAAGAACUGGGACAAAAAAGACACGGGACCUGGCUACUCAUGCCCAGAGUGCCGAGCUGAAUAUGCUCAAAAGCCUGUGCUGCACAAAAAUUUGAAACUGAGUAACAUAAUAGAACGUUUUGAAGCCACACAGAUGAAUGAAGAACCACCUAAAAUCUUCUGUGAUUUCUGUUUGGAUAAUCCCCUCCCCGCGGUGAAAACAUGCAUGAACUGUGAAGCAUCUUUAUGUGAACAUCACUUGAGAAAACACUCUGAAAAAACAGCUCAGAAAAAUCACUUAUUGAUUGAGCCUGCAAGUUCACUGGAAGACAGAAAAUGUUCAGAUCAUGAGAAACUAAUUGAAUAUUACUGCUUAGACGACCACUCCUGUAUUUGUGUGACAUGUUAUGUUGCUGGUCCACACAAGAACCAUGACAUUCGCAUUUUAAAAGACAUACACAAUGAGACAAAGGCCAGCCUUUCUGAAAAACUGGAGAAGCUGCAGAGUUGCAGAGCAACUUUAGAAGAAGCUACAAAGGAAUUGCAAGGAACAGAAAUGAACUUAAAGGAUUUCAAAUCUACUUAUGAAAGAAUUUCUAACAACAAUACAGAAGUAGAAAAACUGAAGGUGUCCUGGAAGAAACUCGAUGAGACUACGAUAUCAACCAUCAAACAGGAGACUAAGCAAAUCUUUGAGAUGUUAAACAUGAUAAUUUUUGACCACCCUGUUCAGUCAAAUGACGAAGUGGUAGAAGAAAGGUUUGCAAUGGAAGAUGAGAAUGAAGAAGAAAAUUUGCCUGAAUCACUGAAACCUGUAGGAAGUGGGGACAUCAGAAGAACUCAAUACACUUCUCUAUUUUCCAAAGAUGUGCCAGUCCAAUUGGUGCUGGAGAGGCCAGCCAGAUCAAGCAUCAAGAUAACCACCAGAGGGGCUCAAGAAACAUCACAGUCACCUUCACCACAAGAGCGAUCAAUGCAGCUAGUCACCUCAGAACAAGCAGUUGUAGCACAGCUGGUGGAGGAAACAGUUUCUAGACCAUCCACAAGGCUACCUGCAUCACAAGAAGCAAUGCAGGAGAGGUUUCGAUUAGAUGACUAUGACGAAGAGGAUAUUUUAACAGAAAACUUGAGAGGUGAAGACAGUGAAUCAACCAUCUCCACUACAGAUAAUCUUUUGUAUUAUGCAGCAGAGUUUGAAGAGGAAGGAGGUGAAAUGCCUUAUGUGAUGGAAGAUUCACUAGAUGAAGAGUACCUGGACGUUUUGUUUAUGAGAAAGCGAAGAGACAGCUUCACUACAAAAUCUGUAUAA